GCAGCUUAGAAGAGAGAUAACCACGCGGGGCUAUGUUAGAGAUCUAUGACAUCAUGACUGGAGUGGACAGAGUGAAUAAGGAAGUGUUAUUUACCCCUGCACAAAACACAAGAAUCAGGGGUCAUCCAAGGACAUGAACAGAAGAUUUAAAACAAACCGGAAGAAGUACGUCUGCACACAACGCACAGUCAAUCUGCAGCAAGUGGUCUGCAUCUAGUUGUGGGCACUAUACUUUUAGGAAAGAUGAGACAAACUAAAGAGGAUCCAGAGAAGAGCAACAAGAAUGAUACAGGGUGUCAAAAACCCAGCCUAUGUGCAAAACUGGGCAUGUUUUGUUCCGGGAAAAGAAGACUGAAGGCAGAUCAGAUAAAUGCAUCAAACGCAUUAAGAGCUGUUAUAAAGAGGAUGGUGAUUAGUUGUUCUUCAUUUCCACUGAAGGUAGGAGGAGAAGUAAAAUGGGCUUAAUGGGCAACAAGGGUGAUUCGGGUUAGAAUUAGACACACCUUUCUAAGCCUUUGUCCACACUAUGCUGCUUUUAGAGAAACAGCUGUGUGGCUACAGCCAUGUCGCCAAAACUCAGGCAGUGUAGAUUCUGGUUGCCAGCUCUUUUGCUGACAAAAUAUUUCCACCCCCGGUGGGCAGCACCAGCACUGCUCGCACUGGCAAUGAAAGGCCAAGUGCUACUCACAUCAGCACUGGUUGUUAGCAAAACUUUUGUCUUGGGUGUGUGGGGGGGUCAUUUUAACACCUUUGAGCGGCUAAAAUUUUGCCAUUCGAUUGCCAGUAUAGAACAUAAGAACGGCCAUACUGGGUCAGACCAACGGUCCAUCUAGCCCAGUAUCCUGUCUGCCGACAGUGGCCAAUACCAGAUGCUCCAGAGGGAGGGAACACAACAGGUAACCAUCACAUGAUCCCUCCCUCCUAGACUCAGCCUAGGGGUAUUUAAGCCCUGCACUUGGCUUCCCAUGGAGAUUGUGGAAUCCCCAUCAGUGGCGGUUUUUACAAACAGGUUGGACAAACACCCGUUGGGCAUGGCCUACAUUUACUUGGCCUGGCCUUGGCACAAGGGGGUUGGACUAGAUGGCCUCUCAAGAUCCCUUCCAGUCCCACAUGUCUAUGAAUAUUGGUCAGCAUGGUCAGCGGUGGCAGCAGCACCACAAGCAACCCUACAACAAUAAAUCAGACAGCAACAGAGAACAGCGCUUUCUAAUGGCCAGAGCGUUGUUAUAAACCACUGAAGCUGGAUGGGAGAGAACAUUGCUUCAUGCCUGUGCCAGACAGCGCCCAACCCUCGUAUGCCUCUGUGUCAGUGAUAAUGAUGUGUGCUCCACAGGGGGUUUCCAGAGGAGAAUAAAUACCCUGCGUGCCUGAGCUCCUCUCAUUUAAUUCCUGAACUACAGGGAGCCUUCUCGCUGCCCUGGCCAGGUGAGCUGGGUCAGCAUCAUCUCUGGAGAGUUUCCAAGAGCCACUCCACACACGUGCUGGGAAUGAUGAAAGGAUUGUAAGUAACCUCUGGAUCUAGUAGUAAUAAUGUUGUCAGGUUAGUGGGGCUGAGAACCCACAGUCAUGGGCGCAUUAUAAAGACUGACAGACCCGCUCUGCAAACCAGCCAUUCGUUCAGCAGCCAUUCUAACUUGCCAGAAAAAAGCUGAAUGUAAAAAGGGGGCGAGCCUGCUGUCUGAGCUCCGCGACACCCCCUCCCACUGCCCAGUCCUAGCAUGACAGGAGGAGGACAAAGCCCAGAAGGGAAUCUUUCCUACACAGAUUUCAUCCUCCUCGGUUUCCCUGGACUGCAGCAGUUUCAUGCUCUCCUCUUCAUUCCCUUCUUCUGCCUUUACCUGGUGAAUGUGGGGGCAAACUGCACAGUUAUCUACACCAUCUGGGUGGAGAGGAGCCUGCACUCCCCCAUGUACCUGCUGAUCUCGCUUCUCUCCGCCAUGGGGCUCUGCAGCACCAGCGCCAUCCUGCCGCAGAUGCUGUUGGGUUUCUUGGCCCACUCGAGCCGCCUCUCCCUGCCUGGCUGCCUGGCCCAGAUGUUUUUCAUCUACCUGUUGAUCAUCAUGGACUCCUCUGUUCUCCUGCUGAUGGCGCUGGACAGGUACGUCGCCAUUUGCAAGCCGCUGCGCUAUGUGGACAUCAUGUCCAAGCGCCUCCUGGCGGGGAUGGUCCUGGCUGCCCUGAUCCGCGGCAUCUCCGUGGCCUGCCUCAUGGUCGUGCUAGCCUCCAGGCUGCCUUUCUGCCAGUCCAAUGUCAUCCAGCAUUUCGCAUGUGAGCACAUGGCCCUGGUGAGCCUGGCCUGCAGCAGCACAUCCCACAACAGCAUCUUGAGCAUGGUGAUGGGAUCCGUCAUUAUCGUUUUCGAUACCUUCUGUAUCCUGGCCUCCUAUACCUCCAUCAUCCACACGGCCCUGCAAAUUGCCUCGGGCAGCCUGCGGCGCAAAGCCUUCCACACCUGCGGCACCCAGCUGCUGGUGAUGUUCUUCAUGUACUCUUCCUUCCUCUCCUCCUCCAUCGUGUACCGGGCGGGCCAGGCCGUCUCGCAGGACGUGCAUAACCUGCUAAGCGCCAUCUACCUGCUGCUCCCCUCCACCCUCAACCCCAUCAUCUACGGCGUGCGGACGAAAGAGAUCAAGCAGCGCGUCCUGAGGGCCUUCGGGAGACGGCAAGUCCCCACUGCUGAGCCAGAUGCGGCAUUGCCUGAGCAGGGUGACAAGUCUCCGCCCUGCGCUGCCAAAGAGACUGCGGCUGCUGUAGAGGACAUUGGAGGAUAGCGGCGUCACUGGGAACAGAGGGACUGGUCCUCCGCAGAAGCUGAGCGCUUUCAAUGCCCCAUGACCAUGACAGAUGGUCAGGCCAUACACCAGAGCAGUCCUGCCCCCUAUUUUAUUUAUAGAGCAGCCAACAUUUGCUGGGCUUACCACAAACAGCACAUGGAUGAGGCCUUUGGCCCAGACAGUCUCCAUGCCAAUUCAUUCAAUUAAUUAAAAAUAGGCUCCUCUUCAGAUGUGAGGCACAGACAGGCUCCUAGCAUUCAGAGAGAAAGUUCCUUGCCCAGUUUGCACACGUGAGGAGAUGAGACAGAGAGACAGCCCGAAGUCCUAGAUCUCAUCCCACUGCUGUGAACGCUUAAAAAGCUUCCACCGAAAAGCCACGUGGCCUGAGAUAACUGAAAACAGUCAGGGCUGGUUCUCUUCCCCCGUGUCCCGCCCCUCCCCGCGUCAGAGGCAAGGGUCCAUGCCCUCUCGCCACACCAGGCUCUACAGCUGUGAACUCACCCUAACAUUUUGGCUUGGAAACAGAUCGGUGACAUGGUCGUCUGUCAGCCUCUGUGCAGCAGGGGCCUAGACAGCUGCAUAACCCUGCAGAUGGGAAAAGAGCGUUUCGUGUUUCGAGAGUCCAGACAGUAUCAAGUGUGUUGUGUGUAAUCAGGAGCCGUGUUACCCCAUCAGUGUUUGACUGGGGCAGACUAGGGGAGCCCUCAGUUUCUCCGGGCUCAGAGAUUAAUCUUUUAGCCCCUGCCACUAUUCAGAAUUGUGAGUAGCUCGGCUGAUUCACCUAAUGUUACACUAUGGACAAUAUGGCUUGUGUACAGUACUGACCACAAUAGGGCCCCGAUCCUUACUGAAGCUGCUGGAUGCUAUAGCAAUGUACAAACAAAACACUAAUCAUCACGCUGCACUGUUGGGUUUUGCUUAAAUGCAGGGGGAGGGAGAUAUUGUGCUUUGUUAAGGGACCCUGGUCAGUCAGGGUAUUUUCUUUGGAGUCAAUCUCUGAGAGUUUUGUGCUGGGAAGGAGGAGAUUUUGUGUGUGUGG
Messenger RNA from Pelodiscus sinensis (Chinese soft-shelled turtle), 3813 nucleotides. Lineage: Eukaryota; Metazoa; Chordata; Testudines; Trionychidae. The record is from RefSeq and is a predicted model, not a curated record.